Nicotiana attenuata is the source of this 522-nucleotide messenger RNA. RefSeq names its product RNA-directed DNA polymerase homolog. The transcript has a single exon. The record is from RefSeq and is a predicted model, not a curated record. NCBI's taxonomy places the organism in Eukaryota, Viridiplantae, Streptophyta, Magnoliopsida, Solanales, Solanaceae. Bases 1 to 522 code for a protein of 173 amino acids.
AUGAGCGUGUGCAUAGAUUAUCGAGAGCUUAACAACGUCACUGUCAAUAACAAGUAUAUGUUGCCUAGGAUUGAUGAUUUAUUUGACCAGAUUCAGUGUGCCAAGGUGUUUUCCCAUAUUGAUUUGAUAUAUGGCUACCAUCAAGUGAAGAUUAGGGCAUCGAAUGUCACUAUGGCAGCUUUUCGAACUCGUUAUGGUCACUACAAGUUCUUGGUGAUAUGGUUUUGCUUGACUAAUGCUCCACCAACCUUCAUAGAUUUGAUGAACCGAGUGUUCAAGCCUUAUUUGGAUUCCUCCGUGAUUUUCUUUAUUGAUGAUAUUCUAGUUUACUCUCGCAUUAGAGAGGAGCAUGAGCAACACAUAUGUAUUGUGUUUCAAACUUUGAAGGAUUGUCAGCUAUAUGCCACAUUUUUAAAGUGUGAGUUCUGGUUAGACUCAGUUAACUUUUGGGUCAUGUUGUGUCUUCCGAGUGGAAUUAAGGUGGAUCCUAAGAAGAUUGAGGCAGCUCAAAAACUGGCCUAG